This is a messenger RNA of Drosophila willistoni, 8030 nucleotides long. RefSeq names its product mucin-5AC (gene Jarid2). Gene Ontology annotation, biological process: chromatin remodeling. NCBI's taxonomy places the organism in Eukaryota, Metazoa, Arthropoda, Insecta, Diptera, Drosophilidae. The transcript is spliced from 4 exons. Gene Ontology annotation, molecular function: DNA binding; histone demethylase activity. The record is from RefSeq and is a predicted model, not a curated record. Bases 69 to 7856 code for a protein of 2595 amino acids. Gene Ontology annotation, cellular component: nucleus.
AGAAAGAAAAAAAAAUUUGAUACGAAAUAAACGUCAAAACGAAAACGGCAAAAGGAAGAAAAAUAAAAAUGGUUGUCUCAAAAGACAGCAAGCGUCGCCGCAAGGAAACGGAGACUCCACCGCCUCCAACAGCAGCAGCAACAACAACAACAGCACAAACAACAGCAGCAUCAGCUGCAGCGGCAACGGCUGUGGAGUCAUCACCCGAAAUGCCCAAGAGAACCAAGGUGCAGGCUCAAAGGAAGUUCGCCCAGGGCCAAAGUGCACCAAGUAGCAGUUCAUCCAGUGCAGCCGCGGCAGCCGCAGCAGCUGCUGCUGCUUGUAUGGCGAAUGCUGGAGGAGGUCCAAGCACCUCAUCGGGUGGUGGUGGCGGUGCUGGUGGUGCAGGUGAAGCCGGCGGAGCUGGUGCCGAUCAAAAUCAACAGCCGCCCAUUGAGAUUUUACCCAACAAAUGCCCCAAGCCGCAGGAUUUUCUAACGUUUCUAUGUUUUCGUAAUACCCCAGCAUUGCCCGCCCAUUUGGAUUUUCUUAAUCAGGGCAAAUCCAAGGAUUCGGAAGCGGCCAGCAGCAAUAAUAAUAAUAAUAAUAACAAUAAAAAGGGCAAUCGUGGUGGCGGCGCCGGAGCCAGGGGAGGAGGAGGAGGAGGUGGAAAUGCUAAAAAGAAAAGGGGCAGACCAGCCAAGGGCCAGGCGGCAAAAGGCCAAGAGUUGAGAUCAACACAAAGCGCUGCUGCUGCAAGUAAUAAAACCAAAGCAGUGGCAUCAACUCCAACUACACAGAGUGCCACUCCACUACCAAAGCCACCUGGAGCUGCUGCUAUUCUGCCCGGAGCUGUGCGCAAGCGGGCCGAAGUUGUCGCAGAGGGCAAUAGGAGGGGCGCAGCGCGAGGCAGAGGAGCAGCAGCGGCCAGAGCUACAGACACAAAGUGCAAUACAGAUGCCAAGCGUCGCUCGAACCGAUCUAUAGUCAAAGACAGCAAACCUCUUAUCGAUGGCAGUCAAACCGAUGACGAUGACGAUGAAGAUGAGGAUCAAGAUGACGAUGAUCACGAUGACGAUGAUGAGGAUGAAUAUUUCUCCGCCCACGAUGCCUCUUCCCGUAAUGGCAUUGAGACGGCGGCGCCUCCCGAACAAGUGGAAACCAAAUCAGAGCCCCCGGCCAAACGUGGACGUCCGGCAGUAGUCAAAAAGGUUACCAACGUGGAAACAGCUGCAGUUAGCGAAAAGUCGGCAGCGCCCGUCAAGCGUUUACGUCAAAAGGAAUCACCCAUAUUUAUACCAUCACCUGAAUCUUCCGGCCGUAUGACACGUCAGAGGGCUUUCUUUGAGCCCGUCAAAGUAUUGCCAGUUCAGGAAAACGAAAACGAAAAGGACAGGGAAAGGGAGAAGGACAAGCAAAAGCAAAAGGAGGACAAAGUCAAGUCACAGAACGAGAAGGAGGAGAAAAAGUUGGUAAAAGAUCUCGAACCGGUUAAGGCGGCAGCGGCGGAACCCAAGGAGAAAACAAAUUCCAGUAUUUAUGCCAAAGAUGCCCACAAGCAGCGCCUAGAGAAUGGUAGUGGUGGUGGCGCCACUAGUCCAGCCACAGCCACAGCUACAGGUGGUGGUGUUGGUGGUGGCAGCUCCUCAUCUGGCAAGGGUAAAAAGAGUUUAAACGUUUUCGAUUUUAGUUCCGAUGAUGAGCAACCGCUGGCCAAAACGAUUAAACUGAAAAAGGGCGGUAAGGCUAGUCCAAAAAAAUCACCAGGAGCAGCUGCAGCAGCAGUUCGGGGACGGAAAACGGCCGGAGCAGGAGCUAAGAAGCAACAGCAACUGCAGCAGCAGCAGCAAGAGAAAGCCGAAAAGACAAAGGAUAAGGAAAAGGCAAAGGAAGACGAACCAAAGUCAAAGCUGGGGAAAAACAAAGCAGACGAUGAUUCACCCAUCGCUCCGCAAGGAUUAAAGAAACCAUUAACACAAUUGGAUAAGCCUCAGGCACGCCAACAGCGUGGCAAUAAACAAACUAAAGCCAUUAAAUCCCUACCGGAAACGGAAGAGAUACCAACGCCGCCACAACGGACGCCACGUCCAUCGCGUAAGACCAAAGAGGCGGCUGCCAUUUAUAUGGGCAUCAUUGGUCACAAACUGCAAUUGGCUGACGAUGAGGAAGAUGAUCUUUCGCUAAGUAGUUUCCCUGAUAUACCCAAUGUCAAGGAAAUGGAGAAAAUGGAGAAUGAAAUUAAGAAGAAUGCAGCGGGAAAGGCUUCACCAGCGCCACCACCGCCGCCGCAGCCACAACCUCUGACUACAGCCUCCAGCGCUUCUAAAGGCGGCGAAGGGACAUCAGCUCAAGCUCAAGAGGUGGAAAAGCCAUCAGCAGCAAGCACACCAACGCCAACACCACCUACAGCACCGGCCACAGCUGCAGCUCCUGCGCGAAGAGGACGACCGCCCAAACAGGGCAAGGGAACAGGAGCAGCCGCAGCAGCAUCAGCAGCAGCGGGAGCGGGAGCAUCAACUGCUCCUCCACAAAUUGAGGGAAUGCUGAUAAAGAAGGGUUCAUUGGCCAAAGUGAGCAGUGGCAGCGAACAAACGACAACAGGAAAGGGAGCCCAAACCAAAGCCAAGUCCGAACAGUCAAAGAAAGUCGAUUCCGAUGAGGAGGAAGAUUUUCUUAUCAAUGAGGAGCUGAAUGAAACCAAGCGAAAGCUGGAAAAGAGUUUCAGUGACUCGGAUGAUGAGCCCUUGGCCAUUAAAGUGCCUGUCGCUAGUCACGGUGCCGGCAGCAGCAGCAGCAUGCUUAGGGCCAGCAACAAGGAUACUCCAACAAAUCCACCAUCAUCACCAGCUAUAGGAGCUGCUGCUCCAGCACCAACGACAGGCAAAUUAAAGAGCCCAUCACCUGUCAAACCAACUGCAGGAGGAUUACCAACAGCAGCAGGAGUGGGAACAACUGUUUCACCGCUACCAACUACUAAUACCACCUCCAGCCAAUUUUCCAUGUUGCCAGUGACCAACAAAUCAGCAGCAUCAAGUACUCUGGGAUCCAUGCCCAUGCCAACGGGCAAUGCGACAAUAUCGCCGCCCACUUUUACGGCGCCAGGCGGAGGACUCAAACCCAUGGAAAAGAAGUCACCGGUACCCACAUCAAAGAUUCUCAAUGUGCCCGCCACUUAUGCCCUGCCCGGGCAGAAGACAUCGUCGUAUUUGCCCCAAGCAUCGCCACACUAUCACGCCACAGGCUAUGUGCGUCCACCGCCGACACCUACUCAUCAAUUUGGCGGCGGAGGCGGAGCUGGUGUUGCUCCAGGUGGCAAGACACCAUCACAGGCGGCGGCCACAACAUCACCGCUCAAAUAUCAAACGCCUCCAACAACCUAUCCACCACCCAUUGAGGCCUACCAGUGUCCGAAAAUAAAUCCCAACUUUUUGACACCCAAAUACGAGAGAGGCCCCCUGCCUCCCAGAUCCGCUCCAGCUGCGACUAAUUUUCCAACGCCGGCACCGGUGAAAUUUAUGCCCACACCGGCCCCAGCGACCACCACAGUGGGUGGAACCACUAGCCAAGCAGGUGCAGCAAAUACCAGUCCAGCAAUCCAAUCCAACACCAGCAACACCAAUUACAAUAAAAGUGUCCAGCCCGCCUCGCCGCCGGUGGUUGUCCAGCCUCAACUGGUUCAAGCCCAAUCGAUGAGUCUCAAUCUCAGUUUACCGCCAGCAGCAGCAGCAGCAGGAGCACCAGGACCUCCACCUCCCACUUCGACAGCUGCCGCUCCAACGGCCAUUCCACCGGCUGUGCCAUCGACAUCGGCAGCAGCUGCUGCUGCUGCUGCUGCUGCUGCAGUUGCCGCAAACAUAUCAACAUCAACCCAAACUCCACCUCCGGCUCACAGUAAUAGCAAUCCCAAUGCCAAUUCUACAGCAGCAGCAGCGGCGGCGGCUGUGGCGGCAGCAGCGCCAUCAGGAGGAGCAGCAGCCACAGCAGUAGCAGCAACAAUUGGAGGAACGGCAGCUGUUGGCGCUGCGGAUCCCUUGAAAGAUGAGAUAGGCAGCAUAUUGGCUCAAGCAAAUCUCAUGCCCAGUAAAGAGGAGUCGGGCAAAAUCUUUGGCAUAGCCAGUGUAAGUCUCGCACAGAGUUCCGGGCCGGAUAACACGAAAUGCACAUUGGGUAAAUGCGGUUCCAUACAUAAGCCAGUCCUUGGUCCUGUUGUGCCCACUGAGGGCUAUUUCGGGGAUCAGCUGUCGAGCAAAGAGCGACGCAAGGCGAAAGUGAAUAUGACCCAUGAGCAGAUCCAAAAAUGGUUGAUCGAAUGCUCAUCGAAUCCCGAUGAGAUUCAAGAUGAUCUCGAUGAUGAUUUCGAUGAUAGCCUACGGCCACAGCAGUCCACAACGCCGCCAGCUUCGAAUGCCAGAGACGAGAAGGAGGCGAGCACAGUGAGUUUAAGUUCCUCGUCAAAGAAUACCAGGGGAGAUUUGGGUAAGAGUGACAGUGCCUGGUCAGCCAAGGGGCCAUCGCUAAAGGCCACACCGGUAAUGGUUGUACCACUCACACGAAAAGAUCAGCAACAGCAACAGUUGUCGGCUGCAGUGGUGGAGGAGAGCAAAGACACCGAUGGCAUGGAAUCAACGCCGGUUAAUCUUACCCAGAAACCAACAACAACAACAGCCGCCGCCGAAAUGGCCGAAAAGACAACCAAACAGGCGGCAACAGCUAAUGAAAAGAAAACAAAAGAGUUAACGAAAUCCUCUAAAGCAGCAGCAACAUCUACUUCGCAGAAGAGUCCCACUCCGACACCGACACCCACAGCAACACCUCCACCACCACAGCCAGCUGCGCCACCAGCAGCAGCAGCAACAACAACAACAGCAGCCGGAGGGAAACAAAAAGCCGAGAAGGGCAAGAAAACGCCAGCAGCUGGACCAUCUUCCUCAUCAACGGCAACAACGCCGACCAAGCGCACUCCGGUUUACAAUCAAAAGGGUAGCAGAGCCAAUCAACAGCAACAGCAGCAGCAGGCACAGCAACAACAACAACAACAACAACAAACCCAUCAGGCAGAAAGUAAGACUACAACCAAUCCGAGUCAGAAACGUGGCAGUGAUCCUUCCAUCUAUGCCUUUGGCAAGGAAGAAGAAUCUUCGACAAGCAAGCCAACAAAUCGACGACGCUUGGAAGCGCCCACACCACCACCGCCACUUGCUGCUCCGGCAACGGCAAAUUCCUCGGCCACUGUGCCCAAUGCCUUGAGUGAACGAUCGCCCACUAAGAAGCGAGCGGCAGCAGCAGCCGCUGCAACAGCUGUCCAAUUGACAUUGAGUCCCACGGAGAAUUGUAAGAUUGAAGGAGCAGUCAAAACUAAGGCAGCCACGGGAAGAGUCACCAAGAAGCAGCAGAAGGAACAGCAAAAACAACAACAACUGGAACAACAGCAGCAACAAGUUGCCACCAGUGGCGGCGACUCGGACAAUGAAGGAGCCACCUUCUAUAUACCCUUACAGGGCGCUGGAGUUGGUGGAACUGGUGAUCCCACUGGUAUACAAGGCGUGGCCGUUAAACUGGGGCGCGAAGGUCCCGACGGACCCAAUCAGAAGGUUGUCAUGCAAGCGACUCUUGUCACCAAAGCACAAAUGGAUACCAAUUCCAAGCCUCUACCCGAAUCCCUAAAUACCAAUGAAUUGGUCAAGACAUUGCUGCAUGCGGCCAGCAGUAAUAAUGAUGCCGCAUCCUCGGCAGCCAGCAUAAAGAGUUUACCCAAGGCUAGCACAUCAGCGGCGGCUGCAGCAGCUGCUGCUGCUUCUGCUGCCACAGCAACGGGAACAGGAACAGGAACAACUGGGACCGGUACCGGCACCGGGACAAGUCUUGUGCGUGUCAAUUCGAAUUCCUCACUCUUUUCGGGAUCUGUCAAGUCACGGACUGCAGCCCAGACGAGCUCGACAGCGGCGGCUAUAGCCAAAAAGUACAAAGAUGAUACACCCAUCAAGAUGGCCAAUAAUACAGCCUUUCCACGACACGAUGAUCCCACCCAGAUGGUCGAGGCGCCAAUAUUCCGACCCAGCGAAAAGGAAUUUGCCGAUCCCAUAGAGUUCAUUGAGAGGAUAACACCACUGGCAGCUAGAUUUGGUAUUUGUAAGAUUAUACCGCCGGCCAGUUUCAAACCGGAAUGCCGCAUCUCGGAUGAGAUGCGUUUCACGGCCUACAAUCAGUAUGUACAUAAGAUGCUUCAUCGUUGGGGCCCCAGUGCCAAGGAGCUGAGUGCCAUUAAGAAAUAUUUGACCACCCAGAGUAUUGUAAUGAAUCAUCCGCCAUGGAUCGGUGGCAUGGAAGUCGAUCUGCCGAGACUGUAUCACACCGUCCAGGAAUUGGGCGGCCUCAAGGAGGUGAUUGAAAAAAAGAAAUGGUCACGGGUAGCAGAGGAGAUGUGCAUACCGAAACUGGCACAGGAUCGGGUAACCAAAUUGGAUGAUAUCUACUGCAAGUAUCUGUUGCCCUAUGACACUCUAUCGCCAGCCGAGAGGCAAAAGCUCUUCGAUGAGGUGGAAGCCGAUUGGGCCAAGCGAGAGGCUCGCGCCCGACGCAAUGCCGAUCGUUUUGUCAACACGGAGAGUGUCUCGAAUGAGGAGGACGAUGUCAGCAGCGAUGAGGAUGAGGAGUCCGAGGAGGAAAUCGAUGGCGUCUCAAUGGAGUGCAUUGUCAAGGGUCGCAGCAUGCCGCUAAGUCAAUUCUAUAGGAUAGCCAGAAAUACGAUGGCCUUGUGGUUCAAGAGCACCGAUCCGACAGUGAAUGAAGUUGAAGCCGAAUUUUGGCGUCAUGUCGCUGUACGGGAUAGUCAUGUGUGCGUCCAUUCGGGAUCGAUUGAUAGCUCUGGUUGGGGUUACGGUUUUCCCAGUCCGGGGCCCAAGGGAAAGGGUUCCAAUUAUGCGCGUCAUCCAUGGAAUUUAAAGGUUUUAACCAAUAAUGCUGGCUCCGUAUUGCGUUCCCUGGGACCUGUCAUGGGUGUCACAGUGCCCACUCUCCAUGUGGGUAUGCUAUUCUCCGCCUGCUGUUGGUAUCGCGAUCCCCAUGGUCUGUCAUGGAUCGAAUAUUUGCAUACCGGAGCCUCGAAACUCUGGUACGGCAUUCCGGAUGAUCAGAGCGCCAAUUUUAGGGCGGCGCUAACCUCAUUGAUACCCACACAUUGUCAGAAUAAAACCAUUUGGUUGCCCUGUGAUACGGUUAUGGUUCCGCCGCAUAUGCUCACCGAUCGUGGUGUCUCGCUGUGUCGCAUUGAACAGAAACCAGGUGAAUUUAUUGUAGUCUUUCCCCGAGCCUACACCUCAAGUUUGGCCACUGGCUAUGUGGUGUCGGAGAGUGUGUACUUUGCCACCAUGUCUUGGCUGGAUUUGGCGAAAGAUGAUUUCAGGGAUAUCCAUGAGAGUUGUGAGCCAGCCAUGUUCUCUUUGGAACAAUUACUUUUCGCCUUGGGCUAUGAUCAACGUGUCAAUUCGGAGGCACUGCAGCAAAUGUUGCCCAUGCUCAAUGAAGUAUGCGAAAAGGAGUCUGCUGCACGUGAACAAUUAAGGGCCGCUGGAGUGACAUCCACGGAAAAAGUGCAAGCGGAGAAAGGACAAAAGGCAAGCAAGAAACAACAACAACCACCACACAAAUCAAUCGAAAGCGAAUGCGAUCUUUGUCGAGCUAAUCUCUAUAUCUCUAUGGUGCGGACAGAGGAGGGAAAUGUCUAUUGUCUGCAACAUGCCCUCAAAAAUCUAAAUAAUGGCAACAUACAGGCCAAACAGUGUAAACUCAUUUAUGCCUACAAUUUGGAUGAUAUACAACAAUUGAUACGCCAAUUGCAAGAGAAGAUUCAUCACAAGGCGGUGGUUAAGAAAAAGUAGCAGCGUCGGCGUCGUUAUUAAAAACAACGGCGGAUAACCCAAACACACAACAACCACAUUGUAUAUAGAAAAAACAGAAAUAACAUAAACAUACAUAUAUAUAUAUUAUAGAUGUACGUAGAUAGGAUAGAUAGAUAGAAGGAUGUACAUAUGAGUUGGACAUCUGUGCAUAGA